Molecule: messenger RNA, 1104 nt
Organism: Nothoprocta perdicaria
Lineage: Eukaryota; Metazoa; Chordata; Aves; Tinamiformes; Tinamidae
Gene: HTRA2
Product: HtrA serine peptidase 2
Exons: 8
Biological process (GO): programmed cell death; positive regulation of apoptotic process; proteolysis
Cellular component (GO): mitochondrion
Molecular function (GO): serine-type endopeptidase activity; protein binding
Source: RefSeq, a predicted model, not a curated record
GCGCUGGGCGCGGGGGCGGCGGGGCUCGUGCUGCUGUGGGCGCGCGACCGGCAGGCCCUGCGCGCCGCCGUCCCCGCGCCGCCCGCCUCGCCCCGCGCCGCCUUCAACUUCAUCGCCGACGUGGUGGAGAAGACGGCGCCCGCGCUCGUCUACGUGGAGAUCGUGGGCAGACACCCGUUCUCGGGCCGCGACGUGCCCAUCUCCAACGGCUCCGGCUUCCUGGUGUCGCCGGACGGGCUCAUCGUGACCAACGCGCACGUGGUGGCCAACCGGCGGCGCGUGCGCGUGCGCCUGGCCAGCGGCGAGCUCUAUGACGCCGUGGUGCACGACGUGGACCAGGUGGCUGACAUCGCCACCAUCAAGAUCAAGGCCAAGCACCCGCUGCCCACGCUGCCGCUGGGCCGCUCCUGCGACGUGCGCCAGGGCGAGUUCGUGGUGGCCAUGGGCAGCCCCUUCGCGCUGCAGAACACCAUCACGUCGGGCAUCGUGAGCUCCGCGCAGCGCGGCAGCCGCGAGCUCGGCCUCGCCGCCACCGACAUGGACUACAUCCAGACGGACGCCGCCAUCGACUUUGGGAACUCCGGGGGCCCCCUCGUCAACUUGGACGGCGAGGUGAUCGGCGUGAACACCAUGAAGGUGACGUCGGGCAUCUCCUUCGCCAUCCCCUCCGACCGCCUGCGGAAGUUCCUGCAGAAGGAGGAGCAGCGCAAAAGCUCUUGGUUCGGCAAUGCAGAGGCAAAGCGCCGGUACAUCGGGGUGAUGAUGUUGACUCUUACACCAAGCAUCCUGGCUGAGCUGAAGCUGCGUGACCCCGGCUUCCCUGACGUGUCCCACGGGGUGCUGAUCCACAAGGUGAUCGUCGGCUCCCCAGCCCACCAGGCGGGCCUGAAGGCAGGGGACAUCGUGCUGGAGAUCAACGGGCAGGCGUCGCGGCGCGCCGAGGACGUGUACGAGGCCGUGCGCACGCAGCAGAACCUGGCCCUGCUGGUGCGGCGCGGCGGCGACGCGCUGCUCCUCAGCGUCGCCCCCGAGGUGGCCGAGUAGGGACGGGAUGCGGGACAGCGGCAGCCGUGGGACACUCCCCAGAGACUGAGAGCGGCAUCU